This is a messenger RNA of Lachnellula hyalina, 9756 nucleotides long. RefSeq lists its product as uncharacterized. The transcript has 14 exons. The record is from RefSeq and is a predicted model, not a curated record. NCBI's taxonomy places the organism in Eukaryota, Fungi, Ascomycota, Leotiomycetes, Helotiales, Lachnaceae. Bases 1 to 9756 code for a protein of 3251 amino acids.
AUGGCUUCCAGACCUGCCCAAUCGACAGCGACGAUGCUAGAGUCACUCGUACAUCAUAUCGCCCUGCCACCUCAGCUACCCCAGCAACAAGAGCGUGUGUCAACGUUGAACAAGAUCCAAGACGUUCUACUCGAUCAUCUUCUCGCAGCUACCAAUAUUUUGGACGCACUGCACCUUGGUACCCCAUGGCACUGUAUCCGCCGAUCUAUCCAAACUUGUAAAACCAUCAACUCGGGUGGGACAAUUAACAAGACCGCUCUCCUUGCUGCGUUCCGAGAGCUAGAAAAUGGGAGUGAUGAGGUCCUUAUCCUACAUGUUGCUGAACAGAAUGCCGCAGUUCUGAUUCGACGAGAGUACGCCUUCCAUCACCACUCUCCCCCACCCACCUCUCAUCAAAGUGGUCCUAACAUCAUCUUCAGUUCUGUCAAACGCGACAACGUCAUAUUUGAGGCCUUCGAAACCUCCCCCCUCUCAGAUAAAGUCCUUGCUGCCAAGGGGCCACUAGAAUGGGACUUCCCAGGCUGUGCAGUGACCCUACCCCUUUCGACUUUUUCCAUCCCCGCCUUCCAGAAUGAGCUUGCUGUUUUUCUCUCACAAGCCAGCACGGAAUCAAUAAAGCGCUUUGCAGCCCGGGCAAACAAAGCUGGAGUUUCCGUUUUCGAGAGUCGAGAUACUGUGAAUCCAGAACUGGUUACUUCGAUGCUAAUGACCCUACUUGAAGCCAAUGGCGCGCGUUCGUUCCCUUCACUUCUACGCAAACAUGUCCGAGAUGAUGUCUGCUGGUCUGAGGGAGCCCAGAAGCCUUGGAGGAGGUGUCCCUUUUGGCUGGUAGUGCGCGUUGCGAUACAGCGACACCUCUCAACGCUCAUUGGUGAUGAAGCUGGCCGACUACAGUACAAGCUUUUGAUGUGUCAAGUACUUGCAGACCUGUUAGAAGAGGGUUCGGGAAAACAGCUCGAUAUAGAACUGCUGUCAUUUCUGAACAGCAAACUUUGCCGUCGCAUUGCCAAGCUCGAGGUUGACAAGCAGAGAGCCCAUACGAAGAUUCAAGCAGUCUACGAGUCCAUGUUCUCAGCACUCCAGCCAUUUUUCGAAAAGGUCACCACUAUUGCAGUUAGCCAAAUAGAGACUGCAUGGUCAGGCUUCAAAAAAGAUAACCAGCGGCCAAUAUUAACCUUUCCACGCCGCUCUGACCCACGACACCUCCGGCUAAGUCUUCUGAACUCUGCAAAUCACAUUGAUGGGACUCUAUCAGCUUGGAUAUAUGAUCAUCAAAGACUUCACUCCACCACGGCUCGCACGCAACCAAUUCCUGAGGUUUUAUCCGCGAUUAACAUAGAACGUCAAGCCUUUGUUGAUCGCUACUCCUCGCUCUCGGACAUGGAGAUCAACAUGGAGCACAUAUCUGCAGAACCCACCCCAACGACAGAAGCCGACUGUCAGGAUCGAUGCAUCUCCCUCACUAAGCACAUCGAGGAGUACCUAAUCGCUGUCGGAAAUGCGUACGUCGGUAAUCCCGAACAGAAUAGCAUAAUGCUAUUAACGAUCAUGGAGCUCUGGGUCUCAAUGGAGAAAUGUGCUCUACAGCUUUUCGUCCUCUUGCGGGACUUCAAUCCAGUAUUCCCCCCAGGAAUCAUAGAUGUUUUACAUAUAUCUAGUCCGAAAGAUAUGCGCCGUCUCCAAAAUAUUCGAUCAUAUCUUAAAGACAGGCAAGCGUCUUGCUCGGGAAGAUUCACCAUCUUUAGUAGCCCAAUCAGAGGCUGUUUCGGAGAACGAUACUUUGAAGAGUCUAAAGACUCAUUGGAGUUGAAAGAACUCUUUCGUCAGAUUGAAGAUCGAGCCGAAGAGGAGCGUCAAGAAAAGCAGCAAGAAUGGCAGUCAAAAUCUACUGAUUACGAACGACUCGUCCGUGCCGCUGCCGAAAGUACACAUGUGAAAGAAGAAAACUAUUACGGGGAGCCUGAGGAAACUUGCGUUCGAAAUUGUCAAAAAUGUUUGCUUGACCAAAAUGCUCUUCGUCUCAGCAUCAGUGUCCACGAGCAUCCGUUACCAUCUGAUCAAGUGGAGGCGAAAGUUACUGUUUUCGAGCUAAAUUGUCCAGAAGCUUUCGCAGCCUAUCGGGAAGCAACGUGGAGAAUUAUCAGUUCCCUAAGUGCCCCAUCUCCAAUGGAACAAUUUCCUCCUAAACUUCUGCUCGCCAAAUACCCUGGUUUUAGGGACUUCUUACAAAACAGCCUAUGCAGCUUCACGCUGGCGUCUACCAAGAAGUCAUUCGUCGUCACACAUUACAGAACCAUUGGGUUUCCCGUGAGCCUCGAAGAUGUUUGUGUUCCGAACGGAUUACGGUUUGAGUAUUAUGAUCAACUAAACCAAGUAUGGCCUGGCCGCCAGACUCUAAGACCGACGUUUGCCCACCAUUGUCGGUUGAUUAUUCCAACAAGCUCACCCUUCUCAAGGCUCCUGUUAUCGACAGAUUUCAAUUCGGACUCGGAUGGACCAUCAAGUUAUGCGACUAUCGCAAGCCAGAGUAGAUGCCCGCCAGGAGUCAAUGUCCAUGAGUUCACGGCUUACCAAGCUCUUUUCUCUGGAAAGACUCGUCGGUGGCCUCAAAUCUUGAUGGAGCUUGGGGCAUCGAAUCUAAAUUUUAGUACGGAAGCAACAGCAUUACUGCUUUGCCAUCUGGCAUUGCAGAUUGGGCCUGCCCCUGAUGACAAUCAUCUAGGUUCGGUGCAUACAUUCUUCAACGACGAGAUCUUCUGUGCAAACCUGCUAAAGCAGCUCAACCUACGUUUAGAUGGGAUAUCAUCCAAUUGGAGGGAGACAAAUUGCAUGGAGUCGAUUAUCACUCUAACCAUUCGAUUGAAUUCGCUCGGCAUCGGUUCAAAGGAUGCAUCAAAGCAGCUCUUAGAGAAGGUCCGAAAUGUUACUUUCAAGUGGAUUACUGAGCUUCGUUCCGAAGUUCGAGCUGCCACAAGUUUACAAGCAUCUCUCAAUCUGUCCACAUAUGCGUUGUGGGCGGCGUUGCUCUGCCGUAGAACGUUCGAUCCAUGUCUUGAUUUUAACCAUAGUCUAGAUCCUAAAGCUCUUCAGUGUUACAUUGAAAGUUCUAUCACGAUGCAAGAUAACAUUGCUUCAGAUGCUACAUCAUUGCCAAUCCUUCUCAGAUUUUCAUUGGUCCGAGAUGUCAAGAUAAUUCACGGAAUGCGGUACCUUCUUCGAAAGUCUCUUUUAGACAACCCGCAGAGUUUUAUGUAUGCUAUCAAGACUGUCUGGCCGGACCUCGAGGAUUUGUCAUCUAAGAAAGUAUCUCCAUUUCUAUUUCUGGAAGGUAUCCAUCAAUGGUGGGUCGAAGUAACCAUGGUUGCCACGCUUCACACCCUUCCACAAACCAUACAUUUUCAUGUACUCAACGGCCACUUACUCGUUGACGGAAAACCAAUUGGGAAGCUCCCGGCCAAAUAUACUACACACAUCAUCUUGACGGAACUUUUUGGCAAUCAAAACCUACCUUCAUAUCCUUCGAAUCUCCCUGGCAUGAACUAUACUCUUACCGCCGUGGAAUAUGGUCAUCAGAUCCAUCUUGGGUUUCGAAAUGAUCAUCUGGUUGUGAGAGCCCUACUAGGCAACAGAAUUCUCGAGCUUCUUCCCCGUCAAAUAUUCUCCGGCCCUCAAAACUUCGAUCUUCCCGCCUCAUUGGUAGAUAAUUGUGUACAUUGGCUCGAUGUUCGUACAGGGAGUAUUGAGAUCAGGCAAAGACCUCAUAUUUGGAUGACAAAGAAGCAAAGCAAUUGGACUUUAGACUACCCCAAUCGUCGAGCGUAUCGCCGCGAAUCCGCAUUAAUCGAUCCUUAUAGUCCUUUAUUUAAGCUGUUUUCAAGAACAUUUGAAUUCUUCGAAGCUAGUCGGUUUUUGACAGUCGUCCAGCCGCCGUAUUCUAGCGCUUUAGUUGUCGAACUUCGUCGCGUGGAGCUUGCAUUUUUCGUGAACGAGAGAAAUUGCCUGGAAUCAUCGCAGUUGAGGGCAGAGAUAGAUCCUGAUCAAGAUGCUGGUACUUGGUAUGGCCUUCAAUCAAAGAUCGUUUUGAGAGAGAAGAUUCCGGGCUACAACUACUCUAUUAGGGGGCGACAGCGCAGUCUAAUUGUGCCUAUCGGUCCUUUGAUAAAUUAUAAGCGUCACGGAAUACACAUUGUGACCCGGGUAGAAAGCAGCGAGGGGUAUUAUGCUAGAUACACGAUCAACAAACCCCUGGGGCGUCUUGAUUGCCCUGCAGAGCCACGACUUCUGUACUUUAAAUCACUUUGCCACGCAUAUACAUCAUUCAUUCUUCCUGACUCUCUCACUGGUCGUACGGGGACAGAGGAAGCCUUGCAUUGUCUGGCUGGGGGUUUGUUUCAGCCUUGGACACCCCUCAAGGAAUGGCACGUCCAAGUGCUGAACCAACUAGCUUCUCUCACUCCUCGCAGAGAAUACUAUCCCCUCGGUCAUAAGGUUAUGCAGAAGACCUUCUGGAACCCAUUACUGACGUCAAAUGUUCAACAUGAUGGACUCAGAGCUGCCGUCGAGUCUAUAUUCUCAAAAUCCAAUCAAUUAUUAACAUUCGCUUCGGAGAAGUUGGAGGCUUGCGCUCUUGAGCCGGGUGGAGACGACCAUCUGACCACGAGGAGUCAUCUUCGACGAGAGACUUACCAGCGCUCGAAUUUCGACUCAAAUCCUUCCCAGGUAUCUCAAUAUAUGUCGUACGCCGCACGAGAUGUCUGGCGUACUAGCCAGAGAAGAUCAAAUGUGGUUGAAUCCGCAAAUUUGAUUCUCAAUUGGUCAUCGAAAAUGAGAACAACAAAAGAUUUAGCCGGUAUUCUUCAAUCCUGGCCUAAAAUUGGCGGCUACAACGGGGAGGCGGAAAAGAUUCUGCUCAGCAAUCUUCUUGGUCUGGACUUUGCCCCUGAAUGGGGAUCAUUUGUCAAUCUUUGCCGAAAUUCGAGCUCGGAUGAUGUGUAUCGACUCAUGUUUUUGUUCUCUGUCAUUUCUUUCCGCCAAGACGCUGAUAUGGAUACCAUACGCAUCCUGCUAGCUUUCGCAAUCAUAGAAGAUUUGAAGGGCUUGACACCACCAACAUGGCCAUUAUAUGAAAAAUUCAGACACAACCAAGUUCCACGAAUGGAUUAUAUCCAGCCAAUGAUGGAGCAAUACCUUGUACCCUACAAGGGCGACGAACUAUACAAUCUAGGGUUUAACCUCUCCGCCAAACUACAAAAAAAGUACAAGGCACUGGAACGUGCACAUAAGCAGCAGCAAGAAAUAGAUAUGAGACAACUGGGAGACUUUCUCUUGAAACAAUGGCCUUGCCUUGAGCCAUCUAUCAAAGGCUUCACGGCCUCAGUCUUAAUCGACGUUGCUCAGGCAUUAGAUGUCAUUCGUCCCGCGUGGUUGUGUCUCUUCCAGAACUUUGAACUCUCCCUUCACAUUUCCCAAGUUCAGGAUGUAUUGGAUAGGCAUUACAUCGAUGAUAAAGGCAGAAAUACUCAGGCCGAGGUUCAGGAACAGGCAAUUUAUUCUAUACGCUAUCGAGGAGGAGAGUUCCCAACAUUGUCUCAGCUACUCAGCAAGACAGGCCCAGCUUUACCCCCAAUCACCCGUAUAGGCAAGCCAAAGGCUCUGAAGAAAGAGGGUUCUUUACUGAAAGACUAUGGCAAGACCAUAAAUAGAAGCACCCUGAGUUCACGAGCCGGGAAUUCGAACCUCAAAGAGUUGAGUGAUGAACACAAUACACCUGAGAGUCAAGAACUACAAGCUAUCAUCGAACAUGUCGUUAAGUCAGAGUCGAACGUUCGACAACAGUACGGCAAGGAUUUAACCCAAAGUCUCAAAGCUCUAGGCAAUCUCAAACGCGAAUUAACAAAGCAGAGUAUACCCAGUGCCAUGACUCUCGCUGACCAAAUAUCGGCCGCCCAAAAGAUUGUCUCCCAACAUUUUACUUGUCUUUCCAAUUCAUUCGAGGAGGGUGAUACGUGCGCCCACUGGCUUCGUAGGGGAGGUUUAUGGCCUGUCAUAACUCCUGUAUCGGUCUUGGAAACCUUGCGAUCUACUUUGCAGGUAUCUUUUGGGACCAACAUGAAAGAGUAUAUUGUUCUAUAUGCAUUGUCCCUCACAAACCUCCAACGGCUUAUCAGGAUGGAAGAAGCUUCACUAAAUAAGAAUGAGCAGCGACUGAUUGAGGAGCAAAAUUGUCGACCGCAUAGUAACUGGGCUCCAAUCGAUCGUCUAGACUGGUUGCUUCUUGAGCUAGAUUCUAAUAUUCUUAUUAGACCUGGUCAGGUCGAUGUAGCUCUGGCUACAAUAUCACCAGCGUCUAAAGCAAAUUCUGUAUUACAGAUGAACAUGGGUCAAGGCAAAACAUCUUGCAUUAUGCCGAUGGCUGCUGCUGUCUUAGGAGAUGGGAAACAUUUGCUGAGAGUGGUGGUUCCAAAAGCUCUGCUUUUGCAGACAGCGCAGCUCCUACAUGCCCGCCUUGGAGGCUUGCUUGGCCGAGAGCUCAGGCACAUUCCAUUCUCGCGGAAAACUUCGACGGACCAACGAACGAUUCAAUUAUUUGAGCAGAUCCAUAGGGACAUUCAAAAAUCGUGCGGGGUUAUGCUUGCACUUCCUGAACAUCUGCUGUCUUUUAAACUCUCUGGUCUGCAGCGGCUCUCGGAUAGUCUCAUUCCCGAAGCGAAGACAAUGGUCAAUGUUCAGAGUUAUCUCAAUCGUGUUUCUCGAGACAUAUUAGACGAAGCAGAUUACAUUCUCGCGAUUCGGACGCAGCUUAUCUAUCCCUCAGGCUCACAAAAGACGGUUGACGGUCACCCGCAUCGCUGGGAAACAAUCGAGGCUUUAUUGAAGAUUGUAGAGUCCAAUAUUUUCAAUUUACGAAAGAAGUUUCCUCAGAGUAUUGAGGUAGUCCAAAGCACACAGGGUCGAUUUCCAGUGGUGUACUUCCUUCGUAAAGAUGUGGAGGACGCCCUGAUGUCCAGACUCGUGGAUGAGAUUUACCGAGGCCGGACAUCGAUCUUACCUGAAGACCUGUCAAAAUCGGAUCGCCUUGCCAUCAGAGACUUCAUCUCGAUGCCAAAUGUUGGGCUGGGUGUACGCCAACAUAUCAAUCGAUUGCUACCCGAAAAGCCAGCCGUGAAGCAAGUGGUUCAUCUGUUGCGAGGCCUUUUAGUUCAUCGGAUCCUUCUGAUGACCUUGAAAAAACGUUGGAACGUGCAAUAUGGAUUGCAUCCAGCAAGAGACCCAAUGGCAGUGCCUUACCAUGCCAAAGGAACCCCCAGCGAUCAGGCCGAAUGGGGUCACCCUGACGUUGCAAUAUUGCUCACGUGCCUAUCAUUUUACCAUGGCGGGCUCAAUAUCCCUCAGCUUCGACAGACCUUGGAGCAUGUAUUAAAAAGUGAUGAUCCUUCUCAAGUUUAUGAUAGCCUCUCCCUGAGUUCCAGCCUUCCUGAUUCUUUGAGGGACUGGGGCUCAAUCAAUAUUGAUGAUGAGGCGCAGAUUCUAGAAAUUUGGACGCAUAUUCGCUACGGAGUCAUCGUUGCCGACUACUUCUUGAAUAAUUUUGUCUUUCCUCAACAUGCAAAGCAAUUCCAACUGAAGUUGCAAGCUUCGGGAUGGGAUAUUCCGCUUUUCCCCGACCAAAGUUUUGCAACUGCGGUCGAAAAGUCUCGUGGAAGUAAUUCAUUACAGCUUCCACUGACGACCGGGUUCAGCGGGACCAAUGACUCUAAGAGAAUGCUGCCCUUGACAAUCAAGCAACAAGAUCUCGGUGGGCUUGCAUAUACGAAUGCUGAAGUUUUGACAUAUCUUUUGCAACGACGAAAUCGGCAGUAUGCUCUAGCGGCGGAUCAUCAAGGAAAGCGUCUAUCUGAGCGAGGUUUGCUUCAAAGAAUCAGCAAUAUGCAUAUUCGAGUAUUCAUCGAUGCGGGGGCUCAGAUUCUGGAAAUGGACAACUUCAAUCUUGCGAAAACAUGGCUCGAAAUCUUCACUGGAGCUCCUGCGGCCGUAUAUUUCAGAGACAACACGCCAAUGGUUCUAUACCGUCAUGGAAGUCAAAUUCCACUUCUUGCAUCGUCUUAUGCAAACGAUCUUGGCAAGGCAUUGGUGUAUCUCGAUCAAGCCCACACUAGAGGCACAGAUUUGAAAAUGCCGGCGAGCGCAGCUGGGGCUCUAACACUUGGUUUAGACCAAAGCAAGGAUCAUACCGUUCAAGCUGCAAUGAGAUUGCGACAGCUUGGUACAACCCAGUCCAUUGUCUGGUUUGCGCCACCAGAGGUUCACCAGAGUAUCUUAGACGUCCGUCAAAAGAUGUCAGGGGACCCAAUUACCUCAUACGAUGUCGUCCAUUGGCUUCUAGAGCAGACAUGUGUUCAAAUAGAACAACUGCAGCCGCUUUAUAUCUCGCAGGGUAACGACUUCUGCCGCCGCGCCCAAGCUGCAUUGAAGGACGCAGAAUUUCUCGUUGAUGAGGAGCAACGCGAGAGCUAUCUAGCAACUUUGAGGCAAUAUGAACAGCAGACGCUAGAACAGCUGUACGGCGUGAAUCAGAAGGCGAAACGAUCGGCUCCUAGUACAAAUACAUUGACUGGAGUUUUAGCUGCCUUUGAUAAGGAGCUCAAGUUCCAGAGAAAGAGCUUCCAGGAUACCGGGCACGCCGUUCAUGGUUCUGCCUUGCAAGAGGUCGAACAAGAGAGAGAGGUAGCGUUCGAGGUCGAAAAUGUCCGCCAAGUCCAGAAACCAGUUCACUUCCAGCCAUUUUCAUUCCCUGGCCUUCAUCGCGAUCUUGCCAACUUUGUGAAGACUGGCAGAAUGGCUGCGGAUUCGGCAGCUUAUGAUGAUGCAUUUAAGCUUCUCCAGCGAACUACCGUUGGACGUAAGCAUCGAGUCAACAGCGACGGAACAGCGUAUAAGCUUUACGUAUCAACCGAGUUCACAAAGACUGUCAGGUUGCCAACCGAUCGGUCGUUUGAUAAUUUCCAACGCCAACCAAACUGGAUUUUGUGGAGUACCAUUUCAGAAAUAGCACUAGUCAUCAUUCCGGAAGAGGCCGAGCAUAUCAUUCCCAUUCUCCUUCACGCCCAAGAACCGCCAACCUAUCUUCUCACCUAUGCCGCGCCCGUCACCCGCAAGAUGCUUCUACAUUUCAAUGACCUGAAGUUCUAUUCAAUUCCGAAUCUCCCCUCCACCUGGGAAGCACCUCUCUGGCUCAAGGUCGAAUUAGGUCUAUUUGCCGGGCGACUCUAUUUCGACUAUAGCGAGUAUGCUUUCUUGUGCGAAUUUCUAGGUGUCAAGGAGUCUGCCGUAAGUCUAGAGGAGGUAGACGACGAUUUUGAGCUGGGUCCACCAGCGCUUGAUGGUGUUGUUGAAGAGGAAGUUGUCGCCAAAUCGCAAGAAUCAAAAGUCUUCGCUCGGAAGCCAUUGACAUUCCUCCACGAGUGGUUGGCGAUACGCAGAAAAGGACAAGACUUCUCAUCCUCUCCAAUGGGCCAAGUUUGUCAAGGAAAGCCCUUGACGAGCGAUCAUACCUUCUUCAUAAAGCCUGAGGCUACUCGGAUCAGCAGAAACACUGAGCAUACAAGAGUCAAACGUUUAGUACCAGACGCUCCGGAAGAGGACGAUGUUGAGGAUGAUAUUUAUGAUGAGGACGCGUUCAGUAAGAUCAGACCCGGUGAGAUUGAUACUUUCGAUGAUGCGGCACUGAAGGACGACUCAUCUUCGGAGAGCGAUUAA